Tachyglossus aculeatus (Australian echidna) is the source of this 3906-nucleotide messenger RNA. RefSeq names its product homer scaffold protein 1 (gene HOMER1). The transcript is spliced from 9 exons. Lineage: Eukaryota; Metazoa; Chordata; Mammalia; Monotremata; Tachyglossidae. Gene Ontology annotation, biological process: regulation of store-operated calcium entry; G protein-coupled glutamate receptor signaling pathway. Gene Ontology annotation, cellular component: dendrite; postsynaptic density; cytoplasm. The record is from RefSeq and is a predicted model, not a curated record. Bases 1807 to 2868 code for a protein of 353 amino acids. Gene Ontology annotation, molecular function: G protein-coupled glutamate receptor binding.
CUCGCCGUGAGGCAGGUGGAAGCCGUCCCCCACAGGAGGCGGCCACUCGCCCCCCUGCCUCCUUCCUCGCCAACGACACCGCCGCCGCCGAGGAGCCACAUUUUUGUCUUGCUUCUCGGCCCUGACCGGUCCUGCCCCGACUGGUCGUGCCCGGUUCGGUUCUGCCCUGACCGGUCCUUGCCCUGACCGGUCCUUGCCCUGACUAGUUGUGCCCGGCCCGGCCUUGCCCUGACUGGUCCUUGCCCUGACUAGUUGUGCCCGGCCCGGCCUUGUCCUGACUGGUCCUUGACCUGACUAGUUGUGCCCGGCCUGGCCUUGCCCUGACUGGUCCUUGCCCUGACUAGUCGUGCCCGGCCUUGCCCUGACUGGUCCUUGCCCUGACUGGUCCUUGCCCUGACUGGUCCUUGCCCUGACUAGUUGUGCCCGGCCUGGCCUUGCCCUGAUUGGUCCUUGCUCUGACUGGUCCUUGCCCUGACUAGUCGUGCCCGGCCCGGCCUUGCCCUGACUGGUCCUUGCCCUGACUAGUCGUGCCCGGCCCGGCCUGGCCUUGCCCUGACUGGUCCUUGCCCUGACUAGUUGUGCCCGGCCUGGCCUUGCCCUGACUGGUUCUUGCCCUGACUAGUUGUGCCCGGCCUUGCCCUGACUAGUUGUGCCCGGCCUUGCCCUGACUAGUUGUGCCCGGCCCGGCCUUGCCCUGACUGGUCCUUGCCCUGACUAGUUGUGCCCGGCCCGGCCUUGCCCUGACUAGUUGUGCCCGGCCCGGCUUUGCCCUGACUAGUUGUGCCCGGCCCGGCCUUGCCCUGACUGGUUCUUGCCCUGACUAGUUGUGCCCGGCCCGGCCUUGCCCUGACUAGUUGUGCCCGGCCCGGUCUUGCCCUGACUGGUCCUUGCCCUGACUGGUCCUUGCCUUGGCUAGCCGUGCCCGGCCCGGCCUUGCCCUGCCUGGUCCUUGCCCUGACUAGUUGUGCCCUGCCUGGUCCUUGCCCCGACUGGUCCGGCCCGGUUGUGCCGUGCCCAGCCGUGCCCAGCCCGGUCCCGUCCGGCCCCCAGGAUGGGCUGCCCCCCGAGCCUGCCCCCCGGCCUGCCACGGCUCCGGCUCUUCUCGUCGAGGGCGGCAUGACUCCCUGCUCCUCCUCCUCCUCCUCCUCCUCCUCCUCCUCCGGUGGGCAGCGGCAGGACGUCGGUCUCCCUCCCUCCCUCCCUCCCUGCCAUUUCUCCCCGCUGACGGCGUCCGAAGGGACGGGGCCGGUGUCUUCGCCCUCCGAUCCCCCCCGCCUCCACCGUGCUGCUGAUGGUUAGCGCCGCACCGGUCGCAUCCUCCGCCCCCGGGACCUGCCGCUGAAGCGGGGGAAGACUCGAACCCGCCACCCCCGGGACCUGCCGCCGAAGCGGGGGGGAAGAUUCGAACCCGCCACCCCGGAGAAAGGGACCGAGAUGACCACCGGGCCCGACCGGACUGUGUGAGGCCGGAGCGGGACCACCCAUGUGGCCUGGGGAGUGAGGCUGAUGCUCCGCAGCCCCUCGAGGCAGGUUCCUGCUUUGGGCCCCGCGGAUGCAGCCCCGCUCUGCUUGAACGCUUUGGGAUCUACCGGCCUUUUUUAAUUUAUUUAUUUAUCUUUUCGGCUCAUUUUUUCCGAAAGCAAUCGACGGGGGCCUCCCUGAAAUACCUCCAUACCAGGGAAGCCAAGGUUGUGAGUGUGGGGGGGAUUUAGGGAAGUCGGGGAGACGCCUGCAGGAAGACCGAAGACCCUCUUUGGAAAUUAUCCCGUUGAGCCACUUCAGCGCUGCAAGUUAUCCUGGGGCAAAAUGGGGGAGCAACCGAUCUUCAGCACCCGAGCCCACGUCUUCCAGAUUGACCCCAACACGAAGAAGAACUGGGUUCCCACCAGCAAGCACGCGGUUACCGUGUCCUACUUCUAUGACAGCACAAGAAAUGUCUAUAGGAUAAUCAGUUUGGAUGGCUCAAAGGCAAUAAUAAAUAGCACCAUCACCCCAAACAUGACAUUCACUAAAACAUCCCAGAAGUUUGGCCAGUGGGCAGACAGCCGGGCAAAUACUGUUUAUGGUUUGGGAUUCUCCUCCGAGCAUCAUCUGACAAAGUUUGCAGAAAAGUUUCAGGAAUUCAAAGAAGCUGCUCGAUUAGCAAAGGAGAAAUCCCAAGAGAAGAUGGAACUCACAAGUACACCUUCCCAGGAGUCAGCAGGAGGAGAUCUUCAGUCCCCACUAACGCCAGAAAGCAUUAACGGGACAGAUGAUGAAAGAACUGAAGUGACACAAAACUCAGAACCAAGGGCUGAACCAACCCAGAAUGCUUUGCCAUUUUCACAUAGUUCAGCCAUCAGCAAACACUGGGAAGCGGAACUGGCUACCCUCAAGGGUAACAAUGCCAAGCUUACAGCUGCCCUUUUGGAGUCCACUGCCAACGUCAAACAAUGGAAACAGCAACUCGCUGCGUAUCAAGAGGAAGCAGAACGCCUCCACAAGCGGGUGACUGAACUGGAGUGUGUGAGCAGUCAAGCAAAUGCCGUCCACUCCCACAAAACAGAACUAAACCAGACCAUCCAGGACUUGGAGGCCACGCUGAAGACAAAGGAGGAGGAAAUAGAGAGGCUGAGACAAGAAAUUGACAACGCCCGAGAGCUACAGGCCCAGAGGGACUCUCUGACGCAGAAACUUCAGGAAGUAGAAAUCCGAAACAAAGACCUUGAAGGACAGCUGUCCGACCUAGAGCAGCGGCUGGAGAAGAGCCAGAAUGAGCAGGAAGCCUUCCGCAAUAACUUGAAGACACUUUUAGAAAUUCUCGACGGGAAAAUCUUUGAGCUGACAGAAUUACGAGACAACCUCGCCAAGCUCAUAGAGUGCAGCUAAAGCAGUCGGGAUGCCGGUGGCCGUCGUUUUAAAGCAGCACUGUCUCUCCUCAAAGGACCUCGCUGGGCUCCGCGUUCAAGUUGCACAAAAUCCGAAUCUCGUCCCUUCAGGAGGAGGGACCGUUUGCCAAUUGGAGAAGUACAUUUCAGUGUCAACUUUAGGACUCAGCUUGCAGCUAGUUGAAAAGACGAAAAACUUGAACUACAACUUACCUCCUUGUAUAUUUAUUGGCCAUAGCUAAGUAGAGCGAUAUUACCGGUAAUUCGAUGCAAUCUUUUGCUGAUAUUAGCCCGAGGGAGAAUUCAGUGUCCAGGUCACGUUCCCUCUUGUGUGCGUUAGGGUAGGUAGGCGAGCGGCUUUUUAAAUUGAUUUCCUCGUUUAUUAAUUUUCAAGUUUCUCAUGGCCGGUGUUUGGCGAAAAACACUUGGCGAUGAAAACCCUGUGUCUUUGGUUAUAAUCUUAAUGAUUUCUCAGGAUAUUUUGCACUGUAGAGAAGCAGUGCCGUGACCAAUUAAUUCUUGCCGGGAGUGAAAGAGGAUGCCUCUCUAAUUGAAAGCUAGUUGACCCAACUGCGGGUUUAGCGUUCUUCCCUUUUUAUACAGGGAGAUAUUUCACUCUGGUGUUUACUCCGGUCUUUUAUUAUGAGGUCCCAGGUCUGGUUUCCUUUCCCGCGUUCACCCCGCGCAUUCCUGCGGACGUACGCCGCCUCCCACCGUAUUACGCAUUUUGAAGCCAACCGGCGAAGGCAGCUGAGUCCCGUAGAGGAAAAAAAAUGAUUUUUAAAUUUCCGAGGAGUACGGCACGCGCUACAGAAACACAGUCAAGUAGCCGGCCGUCGAGAGCCUAAGCUCCGAUGGUGCUCUGAGUAUUUACGGAAUGCGGAGUGACGGUGAGAUAUUUCGUGUCUCUUUUUGGCUAGGAAUCUUUUUUCCGAACGUCCGAUCCGCUUCGCUAGCCGUGCGCCAGUGGCCGAGGGCUGUUUGUCCCGGCGCACCUGAAGGCCGUCGAGCCAUUUUCAAAGGGAACGGGGGUGGGGGG